UGAAUUAAAUUAAAUAUUUGAAAAUUAUAUCUGGACCACAGAACUGGAGUGUAUCGAAUCACACUUUUGAAACAUUAGAAGAGAGCAAAUCUACGGUGUGGAAAUCUUGCAAUAGGAUAUAGAUUUCAUGUUAUUUUUACAUUAUUACAUUAACGCCUAAAUAACACAAAAAUAAAUGUUUACUAUUAAUAAGAGUAACAAGUUUGACAUAGGAAUUAAAAUUUGAUGAAAAAAAUAGGCGAACGUAAUACAUUUUGACCCGGGGUCCAGAAAUAAUUGAUUACGAAGAAAUUUUGAAAUUAUGGAGUAACGUAGGUGGGGUUCAUGGAUGGUCUACCCCUAAAAAUAACGAAUCGAUAUUCGCUCAUUGCUCCCGAAUCGUCCGGUCACCUCGGCAGUGAACAAUCAAUUUAUUGCAAUAAAACGUAAUUUGUGUCUCUUCCAAGAAUCCAGCAAAGAUAAAAAUACUCUCCAUCCGAUCGUGCAAACGUAUCAUCAUUUACUACACAAAUUGCGAUUCAGUGUUACAAUUCGAUAAGGAACUUCCGAAAAGUCCACCCAAUCAUAAUACGAAUUGAGACACUGAUCUAUUACGGUUUGCCCGUAUAUACCCACCGUAUGUACCUACAUACGUUUAUAUAUAACACACGCACACGCGUGUGCGCCCGCACACACGCAGCCGGUGCGAUGGUUACGUCAGUGUCCGUUACAGUCUGUGCUUAUCGUAUUGCGACACUCUUCAACAAGCAGUUUCAUGUUUCAACAUCUUUUAUGCGAGUUCACUCGUCGAAUCGAACAAUACACCUAUAUUGCCCCCUGGGGCGUUGCUGUAAGCGACACUCGCAUAAGCAAUAUCUUCUAUUUUCCGUUCGAAAAUUCCAUUUUCUUUCAAGGACAAAUUUCUUUUUCUAGCAUCUCCCCAGAAAAGCUGUCGCAAGGUCGUCGAUAGCGUUCCACGUUUCGUAAAAUCUAAAAAGCUGGAAGUAGCUGAAAAUUCUCGCAGGGUCACCUCGAAGUAAAUCCUGGAAAUACUACAACAAUGGGCGAGAAGACGUUCAAUCUCACUUGGAACAAUCAUCUGGCAAAUCUAUCUGGAUUAUUUGAAGGACUAUACAAGAGUGGUUCUUUGACCGAUACAACGUUAGCAUGCCAAGGUGGGAUGCUAAGGGCUCACAGAUUAGUUCUAGCUGCCUGCAGCCCUUAUUUCGAAAGGGUUUUCAAGGAACACUAUGGCGAGCAACCUAUUUUAAUUUUGAAAGGUGUCGCGGUAGAAGAAAUGGAAUGUCUGUUAGACUUCAUGUACCGAGGUUCGAUCGACAUCGCCGAAGAACACUUGCCAUCGUUGAUCAAAACCGCCACGGACCUUGAGAUCCGAGGUCUUUCAGGUGACCAAAGAAACCAGGAGAACAAUCGUAGCCCUUAUACAAGGGUCGAAACACGAAUGCAACGAUGUCAUAUAGAAACGAGAGUCCACACAACCGAGUACAUGAAGGAGCCAUCCGUCAUCCCUUUUUUGCCGAAACAAUCUUCCGUGGAAUCGUUCGAGGAUCACAUCAAAAUGGAGGAAAUCGAGGUCGAAGAUGACCCGAUGGUGAUCGAUGGACAUGAUGAUAACUUUGAUGAACCUUUACGAUCUUCCGAAACGCAAAUUAGACACAUGCCUCCGCCCAUGUACAAACGCGAAACAAGAUUCAAGGGUCAGAAAAGAGUGUCCGUAGGACGUUCCACAAGGAACAGCGAUCCAUUAGAAAUCAAGCCGAAAGAUCGACUAACCUUAAAGGAAAACAGUACAAGGGACGAAAAUUACGACGACUCAUCGAACACGGUUAAAUCCGAGCUGAAUUUCAACAACGGAUCCUCAGAUCCCACGGUACCGGACAUUCAGAUGAACGACGACUUACAAGAACGAGAUGAGAGUACGGAUUCUUCCAAAGAUACGAACGAAAGUUCAAGGUUAACUAUAAAGAAGAAGAGCGACAUCUCGUCGAAGAGGACGGCGCUGGAGGGAAAGGAGACCAGACCUAUACUGCCCAAAUCGGAGAAAGCACAGUAUAAACCUUUUUCGUGUGAUCUUUGCACUUUAGCUUUCACGAGGGCAUCUCAUUUAGCCAGACACAGAAGAGUUCAUACGGGGGAGAGACCGUUCGCGUGUAGUAUUUGUCCGAGGAUGUUCGCUAGGCAGGAUAAACUGAAACAACAUUUGGACUCGCAUUUGCAGUGGCCGAAGAGGAAGAGCAGUUUGUCGAGCUCCAGUUGUCAUUCGGCGUCGUCGGUGCCUGGGAAGGGGAAGAGGGGUAGACCACGGAAGGUAAAUUUAGAACAGUCCGCCAUGGAGGAAAUUCUGCAGUUCGGCGAAUUCAGUUCUCUGUUAAACAAAUCUCAUUCAACGAAUUCGAGCGAUAAGAACCAGGAUUUCGUUUCUGCCGAGAACGAGAGGAAAAUGGACGACCAAGAGGAGGACGCCACGGAAGACAGAAACAAAGAAAAAGACUCGAACAAGGAUAAAGACAACUACGGUUGCCAAGUCGAGAACGGUCAAGAUAUCGUCUAAUUAAAUUCUCGCUUAUUUAUUUUUGUUCCCCGUGCUAAAAGAUAUUUUUCUAUGAACAGAAAAAGAAAAAUCCAUAGUUAGAUAAUCAUUCGAUCCAGGUACUGUUUUCGAUUUCGUUUAAACCUGCGAUACGAUCAAGUUUUAUGAAAUUUGGUUGUUGCUUUCAAGUGUUGAUCAUUUAAUCUGUGUGCAAUAUUUAGUAUCCGGAACGGAUCGGAAAUUAUUAUGAUUUUUUCGUGUAUUUAGGUUCAUAGAAUCAUGUUAACGAAGUUUUGUAACUCUGACACGAUUAAUUGUUACGAAACGAUUGUUAUAAAACUAUUGUUACUGGGAUUCAACGAGCUCGUUGUUUUUUAUCUGUUUCAUUUCUGUGUGCAUUCGUGUCAUUGAGAAAAUAAUUAACAGACUCAUGCAAGUGUAUUUUUGUGAUAUACAGGGUGUUCACUAUUUUUAAUUCUUUAAUACAUUUGAAUGUCUUUACAAAUUACUUGAACUGAUUUUGUUAAUUUUUUGUUGAAUAUGUAGUUUAAUUUUUGUAAGUUUAAUCGUUAGACCGUAGUCUAACUCGUGAAUUAAAUUUGGCGGGAAAUUUGCACCCUGUAUAAGAGAGGUUAUGAGACAUAAUUCAGGUUAAUCGAUCUCGUCGCAGACGCGAAACUUUAUACCAAAUAAUUUUCGUAUUUAUUUAUUUAUUGAUGUAUUCGAGGUAUCUUCGUUGUAGGUACAAGAGAAAUUCUUUCGAAAGAGUACCUGAAACACCCCAUGUUAUUACGUGUGUCUAAUUAACCGAGGGUGAAUACAGGCCAUGUAGAGAAUAAUAAAUGAAACCUUAUCUCUCGUUUCUCGAGAAAGAUUGUGUAGUAGGUACUGAUAAAUCGAAUUCUACGAUGAUUUGCCGUUCGAACGAUGUUUGUGUCGGACGAUAAGAUUAGGGAUGGAGGUUUACGUUGGAAACUCGACCAAAUUUACUUAAUCUCGAAGACUGCGGUGUAGUUUGCAUUGUGAAACUGUUUGACUGAAACAAAUUUUAGUUACACUUUUUCCUUUUUUGAAUUAAAACAGAGAUAUAACAGGGAAAUUUAUUCAAAUUUUAUCGGCACAAUAUUUAGAUUGCGAAGCAAGGUUACGAACCAUUUUGUUUAAGCCCUUAACUUAUGAUUUUUUAAGCGAGUUGCAUGAUAUUGUAAGGCAAGGGGUUAAAUAAAAUUUAAGAAACAAAAGACUACUGCAUGAAGUUUAAAAUGGACUGAUAAAUUUGUGAAAUAUAAUUUCUGUACAUUUCAAUUUAUUUGAAGCUCUGUUUUAAUGUAUUUUAAAAAGGAA
This is a messenger RNA of Megachile rotundata (alfalfa leafcutting bee), 3874 nucleotides long. RefSeq lists its product as uncharacterized. Gene Ontology annotation, biological process: regulation of transcription by RNA polymerase II. Gene Ontology annotation, molecular function: protein binding. Gene Ontology annotation, cellular component: nucleus. The record is from RefSeq and is a predicted model, not a curated record. Lineage: Eukaryota; Metazoa; Arthropoda; Insecta; Hymenoptera; Megachilidae.